Oppia nitens is the source of this 1450-nucleotide messenger RNA. RefSeq names its product BTB/POZ domain-containing protein 10-like. The record is from RefSeq and is a predicted model, not a curated record. Gene Ontology annotation, molecular function: protein binding. The transcript has 7 exons. Lineage: Eukaryota; Metazoa; Arthropoda; Arachnida; Sarcoptiformes; Oppiidae. Gene Ontology annotation, biological process: positive regulation of phosphorylation. The coding region runs from base 195 to 1289 and encodes 364 amino acids. Gene Ontology annotation, cellular component: cytoplasm.
GAUUUUGAUAAAAUAAUACAAUUAUUGUUUAUAUUUAACUAUAAAAUAUAAAUACAAAUAUAAUGAUUGAAUGAUUGACUUAAUUAUUGAUUAUAAUUGAAAAUCAUUUGUUUAGUGAUUCAGUCAUUUAUUUGAGUAUUUUGUGGUCAAUAUUAAUGAGCCUUAAGUUUGAUACCAAUUGAUGAUUAAGAACAAUGGUAUUAAGUGAUAGUUUAUGUGAAGUGACGACAGCAGUCAAUACGUUGUCGACAUUGACGACAACAGCAUCGAUGAGUGGUGUUAUAAGUAGUGGUCGAGGAAGUAGUGGUAUGUCUGAUAGGAUCACAUUAGUGGUGGAAAAUACACGGUUUGUGGUCAGUCGUGAUUUGUUUACUUCGAGAAAGGAAACGAUGUUAUACUCGAUGUUUCACUCGUCUGCAAGUCUGACAAAAGCCAAUCCAAAGGGAGAGUUCGAGUUCGAGGGCUUUUCGGCCACAGUUUUCAAGACAAUACUUGAGUACUACAAGACAGGACUUAUCAAAUGUCCUCCCAGUGUGACAGUGCCAGAGCUUAGGGAGGCCUGUGACUACUUUCUCAUCCCUUUUGAUGCAUCGACUAUUAAAUGCCAUAAUUUAAGAGGACUACUACAUGAGCUGAGCAAUGAAGGCGCCAGAAGUCAGUUCGAGAAGUUCGUCGAAGAGAGGAUUUUGCCAGAAAUGGUUACUUCAGCCAAACGUGGCGACAGAGAGAGUCAUAUCGUAAUACUUUUGAAUGAAGAUGUGGUCGAUUGGGAUGAAGAAUAUCCGCCACAAACCGGUGAAGAAUAUUCACAGAUUAUAUACUCAACACCUAUGUAUCGGUUCUUUAAAUACAUAGAAAAUCGUGACGUUUCUAAACAAGUACUUAAAGAAAGGGGACUUAAAAAAAUUAGACUCGGAAUUGAAGGGUUUCCGACACAUAAAGAGAAGAUUCGUCGUCGACCGGGUGAUCGUCGACCAGAAGUGAUCUACAAUUACGUCCAAAGACCUUUCAUACGGAUGUCCUGGGAAAAGGAAGAAGCAAAGUCAAGACAUGUCGACUUUCAAUGCGUUAGAUCUAAAUCUAUAACUAACUUAUCAGUUGAUGGCAUUGAAAGUAUUGAACAAAAUGUUAACAAUGAAUUGAUUGGUGUCGUUGCUGUCGAUGAAAUAGCAAUUGGAGCCAUUGGUGGUGCGGCUGCAUCUCUUCCUCCAGCUUCUGGACUUUCAAAUGAACCUCCAGUGCCCUCUGAAACAAACACUGAGCCUAAAAAAGGUCCAAAUGCUGACUAACUAAUCAAUUGCUCAAAUCAUUAACAAAUAAUUAUAUGGUUUUCUCGAUUGCAUUUUUAUAUUUCUUUACACAAUUUAUUGCUUGAAAAAAACAAGCAUUUUUUAAUGUGUUGUCAAACAAGCUUUGAAUCAUACAUUUUAAUUGCAAUAAAUUUUAAUUU